This is a messenger RNA of Filobasidium floriforme, 570 nucleotides long. Its product is annotated as acyl-CoA N-acyltransferase. Gene Ontology annotation, cellular component: NatB complex. Gene Ontology annotation, molecular function: protein-N-terminal amino-acid acetyltransferase activity. NCBI's taxonomy places the organism in Eukaryota, Fungi, Basidiomycota, Tremellomycetes, Filobasidiales, Filobasidiaceae. The transcript is spliced from 5 exons. The record is from RefSeq and is a predicted model, not a curated record. Gene Ontology annotation, biological process: N-terminal peptidyl-methionine acetylation. Bases 1 to 570 code for a protein of 189 amino acids.
AUGUCUGUCAUAAGACCGUUCCAAGCGACCGACCUACUCCGCAUCAACAACGUCAAUAUCGAUGCCUGGACCGAAACUUACCGAGCCUCUUUCUACUUGGAGUACUGUGCGACAUGGCCCGACUUUUCGUGUGUCGUCACGGACGCUGAGGAAGACAAGAUAACAGCAUACGUUAUUGGCAAACACGAACCACCAGAACCUCAUCCAGAACAUCACGGACACGUCACCGCAUUAUCCAUCUCACCUCGAUACCGUUCGUUAGGCCUAGCGAGGAAGCUCAUGAAUUUUUUGGAGACAAGAUCAGGUCCUCAGGGGUGGGACACCUGGUUCUUGGACCUCUUUGUCCGAUGUAACAACCAUCGCGCAAUAGCGAUGUACGAGGCUAUGGGUUAUAGCGUCUAUCGGCGGGUCGUCGACUACUAUAACGGGAUGGAAGGGUUAGGCAAAGACCCCGGACCCGACGAGGUCGACGGCUUCGAUAUGCGCAAGAGCAUGACUCGGGAUGACCACAAACACAUCCGUGCGAACGGUAGAGAGUGCCGUGUAACGCCCCGGGAGAUAUAUCAGUGA